Molecule: messenger RNA, 5985 nt
Organism: Clarias gariepinus (North African catfish)
Lineage: Eukaryota; Metazoa; Chordata; Actinopteri; Siluriformes; Clariidae
Gene: nbr1b
Product: NBR1 autophagy cargo receptor b
Exons: 22
Coding region: 149-3109 (986 amino acids)
Biological process (GO): macroautophagy
Cellular component (GO): phagophore assembly site
Molecular function (GO): ubiquitin binding
Source: RefSeq, a predicted model, not a curated record
UGUAAACAGACACAGAGAGACAGGACGGGUAUUUUUCCGGAGCGUUGUCUGCGUGGUGUUUUUUAUUUUAUGUUAUUUUGUAUUAACGCGUGUUUAAUCGCGUGUAUCUGAUCUAUGCAGCGGCUCGGACGCCGAUACUGAAGCCGCCAUGGAGCUGUACAUCAACCUGAAGGUGAAUUUUCGGGGCAACACGAAGAGCUUCCUGCUGUCCGGCUCCGAGACGAAGAGCUGGGAGUCGAUGGAGGCCACGGUCAAAAGAUCUUUCGGCUUGUGCAGUCUGCAGCUGACGUACUUCGACGAGGAGAACGAAGAGGUCUACAUCAACAGCCAGCUGGAGUAUGACGAGGCUCUGAAGAGCGCAGCGCGGCAGGGCAACAGGCUGCAGAUGAACGUGUACGAGAGCAGAGGGACGACCGGGCGUGUCCCCGGUCCCGUCCCAGGCCCCGGUCUUUCCCAGGUGAAAUCCGGAAGCCUGACGGAGCCGAAGAGAGGAUUCCGUCCCCCUCAGCACUGCCCGAGCCUGGCACAGGCGGUGAGCCGAAAAGUUGAGGCUGCUGUGACCGAGGAGGGUUUAGUGACCCUGAAUGAGCUCAAGGGCGGUAAAGCAGAAGAUAAGACGCCUCCGGCCUGGUUCACCUCCUACAUGGAGAAGUUUAAGGAUCAGGUGGUCCGUGAGGCAGUGGAGAAGAUCUGCAGGGAGUUUUCAGGCCAGUGCUGCAUCCACAAACCCCUGGGAGCCGAGGCUCAGGUCUCCGAGGUUUCCUCCUCCACGCUGCCCGGGGCUCCGAGCUCGGCUCCGGCCUGCAGCAGCUGCAGAGGACAGACGGCGGGCGGAGGAUACCAGUGCAGCGUGUGCACGUCCUGCACCCUGUGUGAGCCGUGCAGCUUCUCACAUGACCCGAGUCACAACCUGGUGAGAGCCAGGACGCCUCUGUCCAUCCCCGAGCGCGGAUCUCCAGCUCCGGAUCAGAGCAGGUUCUACAGACGGGGAGAUCGGAGCUUCCGCAAGGCCGAGAAACAGCGCCUGAAGGCGGAGAAACGUCAGCUGAAGGCGGAGGUGAAGGAGAUCAGGAAGCAGCUGAGGAUGGAGAGGAGGAGUCUGCAGUGGGGCUGCGCGGGAGACGGGACCUCUUCACCGGUGCUGCUACAGCCGCGAGCCACGCAGGCCAACAGCCCCGAGCGUCCUAAGCGUCCAUGUCCUUUAGCUGUCCCCGCGAUGACGGCGCUGCUGCUGGACGAAAAUCUCCCGGACGGAUCACGGCUGAGGCCUGGGACCAAAUUCAUUAAAUACUGGAAGAUGAAGAACAGCGGCACGAUGAGCUGGAACUCGGACACCAAGCUGAAGUUCAUGUGGGGGAAUCUGGCCGUGGGUUCGGGGGAGAGGUGGAGGGAGGUGUCCGUGCCCACGCUGCAGCCGGGUCAGGUGGGUUUAGUGAGCGUGGCUCUGUGCGCCCCCACCCUGGAGGGCACCUACACCUCACACUGGCGCCUGGCGCACGGAGGAGAGCAGUUCGGGCCGCGGGUCUGGUGCAGCAUCGUCGUGGAUCCCGAAGCUCCGACUGCUAUCUCGGCCGACGGCCUGCUGGUGUCCCCGUGCGUCACUCCUCAGGAGAAAUCCACUCGGACUUUAGAGAGGGAGGAGAAGAACCGCACGGUGUGCCGGGAGCCGCUGCUGAUCACCGUGGAUCAGGACUGUGAUCAGGAGUUUUACAUCCCGUCCGUGGAUCUGCUGACGGCGCAGGACUUGCUGUCGUUUGAGCUCCUGGACAUCAACAUAGUGCAAGAGUUGGAGAGCGUCCCCAACAACACGCCCGCAGACAUCACUCCGUGCAUUUCUCCUCUGCCCCAUGAUGCUCUGCUGCAGGACAAAACUCCUCCGGGGCUCAUUCAGGAGGAAGCUGGGGACGAAGCCCAGGCAGUCAAUAGCAUUCUGGAUGUUCCCCCAGCCCCGGAGUCGGGCGGAGUCCCCGCUCAGGAGAAAGGUGAGGAGGACGUGAUUGGCCGUCAGUUCGUGAGCGAGUCAGUGAUCCGUUCCCUCACGCUGGGCGGAGUUUUAGAUCACGGCGUCCUGCACGGGAGAGUCGCCACCACGGUGUUGCGUCCAGCACCGCAGGGCUCGGUGUCUCUGUGUGAGAGGAGGAUGGACAGGAUGGACAGGAUGUCCGAAAGCGCCGGCGUCCCGCUCUCAGAUCCGCCCAGAGUCGAGCCUGAGGAGCUUCCGGAUCCUUCUCCUCUCGUCUCCAUCCCUGCUGACCUCGGCGCUGCAGACGAAGGGAACGAGUCGGACAUUGAGCGGAUCGUGGUGGACCCGGCCGCUGGAGGUGAGCGCUCCGAGGAGGAACAGGACUCCGAGGGGACGAGGACGAAGUCCACGAAGGAGGUGGAAAAAGAGGAGAAGAAAGCGAAAGAGGCAGAAGAGGGUAAAGAGAGUCGCAGCAGGACGUCGUCCGCUUCCUCUGAGGAUUACAUCAUCAUCCUGCCGGACUGUUUCGACACGACGCGUCCUCUGGGAGAGUCCAUGUACAGCUCGGCUGUGUCUCAGCAGGGAGACGAGAGUCUGGAACGGGUCAGCGCCGACGCUAACGACAUGCUGUGCGCGUCUCAGACGCUGGACUCGGUGCCGCUCACUCCUGUGAUCGUAGCCGCGCCCAGACCUUUAGCCAAGUCCAGCUCAGAGACGGAGGAGCAGCUUGAAGCAGCAGAGACGCCGCAGGAGGAGGAGCUUAAUCAGCCCAGAGACACAGAGGAGAAGGAGCCAGAAGAUCAUGACGCCGCAUGCAGUCCGUCUGACGCGGUGAACUCUUGUACAGCCGCUGACUCUGAGAUCCAGGAGCUCAAAGCGAACAGUAUAACGGGAGGUCUGGUGAAGGGCGCUCUGUCUGUCGCAGCGUCUGCGUAUAAAGCUCUGUUCACGGGACAGUCCGGCCCUAAACAGCUUCCUGAAGAAGCGGCCACUCAGGAUGCCAUGAUGGCCGUCCUGGUGGAGAUGGGGUUCGCCGACCGCGCACUGAAUCAGCGUCUGCUGCAGAAACACGGCCCCAACCUCCUGGACGUCGUUAAUGAACUCGUGCACAUGCAGGACAACGACUGGUACAACACCCGCUACUGACACACUCUUAUCUCCCUUCUGCCUGGAGAAUGUGUGUGUGUGUGUGUGUGUGUGUGUGAGAGAGAGAGAGAUGCAGCGUGUGUCCCCUGAUUAGAGAAUUAGAGAACUCACAAUGAUUUCUUUUCAGCAUUCCCUGUGUGUGUGUGUGUGUGUGUGUGUGUGUCUGAGAAAGAUGCGAUGAAGUGCGUUUGCGUUCGUGACAUUACAGGAAUGGUUCAAAAGUUUAUGGACACCUUACGUUUGAUUUUCAGCGACCCCUGAACCUGUUCCAGAGCUGCAGGUAGAGACGUGAAACAAAGCUUCAUAUAGAGAACGUGGAGUGUGUUUAGGAAGACACGGUGGACCUGCUCUGCUUGUGCUGUUAUAAUUGUACAUGUUCCACCAGCUUCAAUAAAAUAUAUAUUCGCUUCAGCCAGAGGAGGACAAAUAAUAAAGAUGUUAGUGAGCUCGUUGUACAUGGACAGGGUUGGGGAAUGUUUCCAGAAAAGCUUCCAAAUCUAACGAAAGCCGCACUAACGCACAGCACAGUUUAGUGAGAAAAUUUUUUUUCUUCUGUCUUUUUUCCUUUUAAAUGAAUUUGUAACUUUAAUUCAUGCCAUGUAUUUAAAAACAAACAAACAAACAAACAAACAAAAAACACUCUGAUAGAAAUCCUUUAGAGUUCCACAAAAAAAAGAAAAAUCCAAUUUUUUCGGUAAAUAAGUCUGUUUGGAUCUCAAAAAAGUCAAUGAUUUUUUUUUUUUUCUUCUGGAGAACUAAAAAUACUGUAGUUUAAUAAAAAUAGGGGGGGAAAAGAUGUUCCGGAACAAAAUAAUUAAAUAAAAAAUAGCUUAAAACUCUAAUAGUUUAAAUAUUCUGAAACAUUCACCAAAAGGGAUUUCAAAAAUAAUUUACAAAAAGGUAAAAAAAAAAAAAAAAAUCCUGUUAAGAAUCUGCACUAAAGGCCCUUAUAAAAAUCUUUGGAAUUUAAAAUACCUCAAAGGUUUUGAUCUUAAAAAAAAAAAAAUCUAGAACAAAAAAAGGAAAAAAAAAAUACUUUUGAAGAAAUCCUGAAAAAUCCUUAAUUUUUAAUUUAAUUUGUUAUUUGUUUUAAUACAGCACACAAGCUCGGUGUCCUGAAACUUUUGCUGGUCUCUGUGUGUGUGUGGUCACUUUUUUCUUCAUCAGAAGAAAACCAUAAUGCAAAAAAAAAAAGAAUAAAAUAAAAAAUGUAAUCAUGACAAUGCAUGACAGUGAAACAUUUUACAGAGAAAAUGGCGACUCGUUAAGUUUAGCGUGUUACUACUGACUUACAGUAAUUUAUAAAUAGUUGUAGUGUUUCUGCUUGUAGCUUUUUUGCGUGUGAAUUGCAGAGCGCGAGAGAACAUGGAGUUCGAUGUGCAAUAGAUCCAUUCGGCCGUGUGUGAAGUGUGUGGCUUUAACUUUAGCGAAGGCUGUGGAUUUCUAAGUUUAAGAAUGUGAGGAACGCAAUUUUUUUUCUUUUCUUUCGACUGGGAUGCAGCGAUACCGUUAAUUUCAGUGUGAGUGCAUGUUUUUUGCUACUCCUCAGUACUGAUACUGAACUUUGGUAUUAAUCAGUCAUGAUCUUCACUGGAUUAGCUCCAUGAUAAGCGCGCGUGUGGUCGUGUGUUUGUGCACUUAGGCUACUAGACUUGUUCUUUAUAACGCCAAGGAGUUGAGUUUCAUAAAGAGUUAAGUGUGUUCGCUAGCUACAUUAGUUAGCUUGGGCGGAGUCGGGUUAAAUACUGUAGCAGCUUUUCUUUCACUUCUGUACAGCUGGAAGUAGAAAGUCAGAAUAAUUCUGUAUCGUUCUACUUUCCUUUUCAUUUCUUUCCUGUUAGUGUUAAAGUCCUUCAGAGUUGUUUUAUGCUUAAGAAGUUCUUUUUAAUCACUUGUGCAUAAAGAAGACACGUCCUUCUAUCUCUUGAGGGUUUUUUCUGAGCAUUAACUGUAAAUUACGUCCUGAUCUCAGUCAUUAUACAUCGUCUAGUUAUUAAUAGCAUUUUCAAAUUUUUAUUUUCAAGUUGUAAAUCUCGGUAUACGAGUGUUGGUAUCGGUGCAUCCCUGAUUUUUUUCGUUGUUGUUCAUAGAUGAAAGAAAAAUGCACUUGAAGAUCAGCUGAUCGUCAAUCAAAACUCUUUACAACUAAAAACUAAGGAAGGUUAACUACUGUAUCAUGCUGUGAACCAUUUUUGCAUUAUAUAAUUAAUAUAUAUGAAAAUUGAUUAACGACUCGAGUGGCAAUCAUAAAGUAUCAACACUUGAUAUUAAACAUCGUACAAAUGCUUCUAGUUAAAAAGCGGAACAAAAGUCUUGUGGGAAUGAUCUAUAUUUUGAUGAUUCACUUUCCCUUGGACUUGAUAACGUGUAAAAUCUAAAUGCACCUUAAUGAUUUUUUUAUUUUAUUUUACUUUCUUUAGCGUGAACUGAAUCCGAGAAGCAUUCCACAUUAAUGCUGUGUUUCGUUAUUUCCUUUUUUUUUUGCUGAGGUACCGAAGAACCUCAUGUUUGUCGGAAAGGGUGUAAAUACUUUUCAUUUCACGUUCUACAUGUACACACAGUGUACUCUUACAUUUACGGUCUGCCUCGCUCUGAUUCUUAGGACUUUCCUUUUUUUUUUUUCCCUGUAAAUGCAUCUCGUGAUUUCUUCCAUCGGCUCGGCACGUCCCUCGGUGCUUUCGGGAAUCAUUAGAAAUGUAAAAAAGACCAAAAAGACCCUGUGGGGACCAUGUGCUUUAUUUAUUAGAGUGGAAAUGUUUUGUCUGUUUGCAUUGUGACGAGCGGAAAGUGGCGCUGUCAAUCACCUCAUGCUGUUCUUUAUGUAACACGACACACCUGAUGUAUGAAUCUGUCUGUAAUAAAUGCUCAUAAAUAAA